Daphnia magna is the source of this 1655-nucleotide messenger RNA. RefSeq lists its product as uncharacterized. The coding region runs from base 1221 to 1655 and encodes 144 amino acids. The transcript has 3 exons. The record is from RefSeq and is a predicted model, not a curated record. Lineage: Eukaryota; Metazoa; Arthropoda; Branchiopoda; Diplostraca; Daphniidae.
UGUGUUAUCUGGGUAAUUGACAUCCUUGUCUUACACCUCUUUUAAGAUCAAUUUUUUUUCCCAUUUCUCCAUUUACAUAAACCUUGCUAAAAGAUUUUUCGUACAGGGAUUUUAUAUUUCUAAUAAAAAUUUCGCUAAAUCCCAUUUUUAAUAAAACUUCGUACAGAAAGGUGUGGUCCACCAUAUUAUAUGGCUUUUCGAAAUCCAUACUCCCUAUUGCCACCCCUUUUUCUCUUAAAUUACUUCCUUUGUAAGUGUCCUGCGAUGAAAACCAUUCUAUAAUUUUUCGAUAUGUUGUGAGAUUUUGACUAAUGUCUCUGUUUGCUAACCCUCCUGUUUGUUCUUGAACGAUUAUGUAAGGUAAAAUAUUUUUGAGUCUCAAUGUUAAAAUUUUUGUUAACAUUUUGCAGUUGGAGCAUAAAAGGCUAAUAGGUCGCCUAUUACUUAAAAUUUUACGGCUUCCACCUUUGUGCAGUAAGGUUAUUAUUCCUGUAGUCUGGGUUUUGCUAAGUUCCUCGGUAUCCAAUGUAUUGUUAAACAUAAAUGUGAUUGCUUCUUUUAACCAAGGCCAAAUUUUUUUGUAAAAUUCAACAGGCAAUCCAUCUAUUUCUGGUGAUUUAUUUUGUGGCAUUGUUUCAAUUGCAUUCCAUACUUCAUCUUCUGUUAUUUUUUUAACUUUAUCUAAAUUCAUAUCCUGGCUUACUCAAACACUUAAAUUGUUUAAAAUUUUCUGUCUUUUCACUGGAUUAUGGGUGCAAAGAGAGUAUAAACGUUCGUAAGAUAAAAAUAUUGUUUGGUGUACACCUGGUUUUUUUCCCUGUAUCUUGAUCUUUCAAUUCUGUAAUUGUUCUAUUUUCUCCAUUGAUUUUUUCCUUAAUUAGAUUCGACACACUAAUAGUUUCAUUACCAAUAAAAUCAUAUAAUUUUCCUCUGACUUUCUUUCCCUCUUCAUCUUUUAAAUAAAUAUUAAAAAAAAAAUGAUUAAGUAAUAAUCUUCAAAGUUGUUUUGUCCUUGAUCUAUUUCGGCUUUGGGUGCGUCCAGUCGGUAUCCAAUCGAAUUAUUUUUCGAACAGCUGAUUAUCAAAGUUCUUGUACAGCCUGAAUUAGAUUUAGCUUUCGGCAUUGCCAGAUUCUGAUACUUUUGUUUGUUUGCAAGAGCAGUAGGCUUUGAAAUAUUUUUACGAAUUGUUUUGUUUGGGUGAAGUGCAACUAAUUUGAGAAUGGAUCUGAGACCACUUUUGGGAAUAAUUUCAUUUCUGCAACAAGAAGAAGAUGACGAAGAAGAAGACAUUUUAGCAAUUUUAAGCAUCAUUAAGUUCGUAACCAAAAACGGAAACACUCCGUACAGGAUGUCUUUGCUUCUAAAGUGGAUCAUGAAGAAAAGUCAGAUAAGGCUUAUUAGAGAACAACGACGCACGGAAAGAAUUGUUCUUCCGGGAUAUGCAGAAAUGGUGUUUCGUUACCGAGACAUUCAAUUUGCUGAAGAUUACCGGAUGGGUCGUGAAAAAUUCCAAGAACUACUGCAAAUUAUUGGUCCUGCAUUGUGUGAGACUUUUAUUAAUGACGGGGAACCCGUAAAAAACAAGCUACUAUUAGGUAUUUGGGCAUUGUCAACCCGAAAAAGCUUCCGUGAAGUUGCCAAUCCUUUGGAUUAA